UGGAGACUCAGAACACUCAGAAAGCAACCUUCUGAUGGGCCGCUGCGGUGGCAUGGGAGCCUUGGGUUCGCUCUGGGUUUUCUUCACUCUCAUCGCGCCAGGAGUUCUUGGUCAGUGUCAGUCACUGCCAAGGUAUACUUUUGCUAAACCUAUUAUUGAGAGUGAUAAAUCUGAGUUUGCUGUUGGCACAACUUGGAAAUACAAAUGCCUCCCUGGGUAUAGUGGGAAGCCGUUCGUAAUCACCUGCUUAAAGAACUCCAAGUGGUCAGAGGCUCGGCAGCUCUGUAAUCGUAGAUCAUGUACAACUCCUGGAGACCUCCUCCAUGGCUCUGUGAAUAUAAGUAUGGGUAUCAAGUUUGGGUCAACAAUUACAUAUUCUUGUAAUACAGGAUAUCGACUCAUUGGUGACUCAUCUGCUACAUGUAUUGUCUCAGACAAUAGUCUAAUUUGGGAUACUGACAGGCCUACUUGUGAAUCUAUUCCUUGUGAGUCACCUCCAGCCAUUGCCAAUGGGGACUUUUACAGAAGCAGUAUAGACACCUUUUUCUAUGGAAUGGUAGUAAAGUAUCAUUGCCAUGUUGGAAAAAAUGGGGAAAAACUGUUUGACCUGGUGGGUAAGGAAUCAAUACAUUGCACCAGCAAAGACAAUCAAGUUGGCAUCUGGAACAGUCCACCCCCUCAGUGUAUUCCUAUAGUCAAGUGCCCACUGCCACAAAUUGAAAAUGGAGAAGUGGAGUCUGGAUUUAAACAUUCCUUCUUCUUAAAUGACACAGUAAUGUUUAAGUGCAAGUCUGGCUUUACUAUGAAAGGCAGCAGUAUAGUGUGGUGCCAGCCAAACAGCAAAUGGAGCCCUCCACUGCCAACAUGCUUCAGGGGAUGUCUACCACCUGAAAAUAUCCACCACGGUGAUUAUAAUGAAAAAAAUAAGGAAUUCUUUUCUGUUGGCCAGGAAGUGUCAUAUACCUGUGAACCUGGCUAUAAUCUCGUUGGAACUAACCUGGUCCAGUGUACAUCCUUUGGAACCUGGAGCCAUGCAGCCCCAACAUGUGAAGUGAAAUCAUGUGAUGCCCUUCCAAGCCAACUUCUCAAUGGCCAUGUGAUUCUUCCUUCUAACCUCCAACUUGGGGCAGAGGUUUCCUUUGUUUGUGAUAAAGGGUUCCAGUUAAAUGGCAAAUCUUCUAGUCAGUGUGUCCCAGAAGGAGAGGCAGUAGUCUGGAACAAUAAGUUUCCUGUCUGUGAACAGAUUUCUUGUGACCCUCCUCCUGAAGUUAAAAAUGCUCGGAAACUCUUCUAUUCUCUUCCCAUACCCCUUGACACUGUUGUGCGGUACACUUGUUUACCUAACUACCGCCUCAUUGGAGAAAAGACUAUGCUUUGUAAAAGUAAAGAUCAAGUAAAGGCCGCUUGGGAUAAAACUCCUCCUGUAUGUGAAAAAUGGAAUAAGUAUUCUAAAUGUUCAGAGCCCAGCAUACUAGGGGGAUUCAAAAGUAAACAAUCUAAAUCACCACCAUUCACACAUGGUGAUUCUGUGACAUUUACCUGUAAAGCCAACUUCACCAUGAAAGGAAACAAAACAGUCUGGUGCCAAGCAAAUAAUAUGUGGGGACCAUCACCACUGCCAGUCUGUGAGAGCAAUUUCCCUCGAGAGUGCCCAUCACUUCCCACGAUCCGUAAUGGACACCGUACAGAGCAGCAUGUUGCCAAGUUUGUUCCAGGGUUGUCUGUGACAUUCAGUUGUGAUUCUGGUUAUUUGCUUAAUGGACAAAAGACAAUUAAGUGCUUAUCUUCGGGAGACUGGGAUGGUGUCUUCCCCACAUGCAAAGAGGCCAAAUGUGAACCUCCAGGACAGUUUCCCAAUGGACAGAUAAAAGAACCUAUAGGUCUUCAGGUUGGCAAAACUGUGCACUUCUCCUGUAAUGAAGGAUACAUAUUACAAGGACAACCUUCUAGUCAGUGUGUAAUUGUUGAACAGAAAGCCAUUUGGACCAAGAAGCCGGUAUGUAAAGAAAUUCUCUGCCCCCCACCUCCACCUGUUCUUAAUGGAAGACAUACAGGCAGCUUUUCAGCAAAUGUAUCAUAUGGAAGCACAGUUACCUACACCUGUGACCCAAGCCCAGAGAAAGGAGUGAACUUUAUUCUUAUUGGAGAGAAGACUAUCUAUUGUAGCAGCGACAGCAAGAAGAGUGGGAUCUGGAGUGGCCCUGCUCCACGUUGUGAACUUUCGACUUCUGCAGUUCAAUGUCUAAAACCCCAGAUAGAUAGAGGUCAAAUUUUAUCUAUUUUGAAAGAUAAAUAUUCCUAUAAUGACACUGUGACAUUGUCUUGUGAAUCUGGCUUUAACUUGAAGGGCAGCGAGAGAAUUCGAUGCAAUGCCCAGGGCACAUGGGAACCAUCAGUACCAGUAUGUGAAAAAGAAUGUCCAGCUCCUCCUAAAAUCAUCAAUGGGCAAAAAGAAGAUAGGCAUGUCCUCAACUUUGAUCCUGGAACAUCCAUAAGAUAUAGCUGUGACCCUGGCUAUUUACUGGUGGGAGAGGAUAUUAUACACUGUACUCCUGAGGGAAAGUGGACACCCAUUGCCCCCCAGUGCAAAGUUGCAGAAUGUAAACCAGUAGGACCACAUCUCUUUAAGAGGCCUCAGAGUCAGUUUAUUAGUGCAGCUGUAAAUUCUUCUUGUGAAGAGGGGUCCCAGUUAAGUGAGAGUGCUUAUCAGCUGUGCCAGGGUACAAUUCCUUGGUUUUUAGAGAUUCGUCUUUGUAAAGAAAUUACCUGUCCACCACCUCCUAUUAUCCACAAUGGGACACAUACAGGGAGUUCCUCGGAAGAUGUCCCAUAUGGAACUGUGGUCACCUACACGUGUUAUCCUGGGCCAGAGGAAGGAGUACAAUUCAACCUCAUUGGGGAGCGCACCAUCCACUGUACAAGUGGAAGCAGAGGAAGAGGCUCCUGGAGUGGCCCUGCUCCUCUCUGUAAACUUUCCCUCCCUGCUGUUCAGUGCUCAGAUGUCCAUGUGGCAAAUGGAUAUAAGCUGCCUGGCAAAGGAGCCCCAUAUUUCUACAAUGAUAGUGUGACGUUCAAGUGUAACAAUGGAUACAUUUUGAAUGGAAGUAGUCAGAUUCGUUGUAAAGCCAAUAAUACCUGGGAUCCUGAAAUACCACUUUGUGAAAAAGAAGGAUGUGAGCCUGUGCUAGAACUUCAUGACCUUCCAGAUGAUUCACACAUAAAACUAGUGAAUAGAGCCUGUCAACAUGGGUACCAGUUGACUGAACAUACUUAUGAAAAGUGUCAAAAUGCUGAGAAUGGGACUUGGUUCCAAAAGAUUGCAGUUUGUAAAGUUAUUCUCUGUCAACCUCCACCAAAAAUUUCAAAUGGAAAGCAUACAGGAAUGAUGAUAGAGCACUUCCUAUAUGGAAAUGAAGUCUUUUAUGAAUGUGAUCAAGGGUUUGAUCUUCAAGGAGAGAAAAGUUUGCAAUGCAGAAAUGAUCCUAAAGGACAUGGAUCUUGGAGUGGGCCUCCACCAAAAUGCCUAAAAUCUUCUCCUCCAACUCAUUGUCCUGAUCCAGAAGUCAAACAUGGAUACAAACUCAACAAAACUCAUUCUGCAUAUUCCCAUAAUGACAUAUUACAUGUUGCCUGCAAUCAUGGCUUCAUCAUGAAUGGCAGUCACUUGAUAAGGUGUCAUACCAAUAACACAUGGAUACCAGGUAUACCAACUUGUAUCAGAAAAGCUUUCUUAGGUUGUCCUUCUCCAUCCACAAUUGCCAAUGGAAAUCAUACUGGUGAGAACAUAGCUCGAUUUUCUCCUGGAAUGCCAGUCAUGUACAGCUGUCAUCAUGGUUACUUUCUGGCUGGAGAGGCAUUGCUUGUCUGUACUCAUGAGGGUACCUGGAGCCAGCCUGCCCCUUAUUGUAAAGAGGUAAACUGUAGCUUUCCUGAGGAUACAAAUGGAAUCCAGAAGGGACUCCAGCUUGGGAAAAUGUAUCGGUAUGGAGCUACUGUGACUCUGGAAUGUGAAGAUGGGUAUACCUUGGAGGGAAGUCCUCAGAGCCAGUGCCAGGAUGACCACCAGUGGAAUCCUCCCCUGGCUAUUUGCAAAUAUCGGUCAACUAUGCCUCUUAUUUGUGGUGUUUCUGCAGGCUCAGUAGUUAUUAUUUUGGUUGGUGUCAUCUUCUGUAUGAUGUUAAGACAUAAAGAACGCAAUUAUUCUACAAAGACAAGGCCUAAAGAAGGAACUUUUCAUUUAGAAACACGAGAAGUAUAUUCUGUUGAUCCAUACAACCCAGCAAGUUGAUAACAUGACAAGUUGGUAUAUAAUGAAACUGAAAUAUAUUACUAAUAUAUAUAUGUAUAUACAUAUAUACAUAUAUAUCAAGAUUUGCUUUAAUAUUUUCUCAAGUCUUUC
This is a messenger RNA of Alexandromys fortis (reed vole), 4399 nucleotides long. It is a transcript of the gene Cr2, whose product is annotated as complement C3d receptor 2. The record is from RefSeq and is a predicted model, not a curated record. The transcript is spliced from 25 exons. Bases 35 to 4288 code for a protein of 1417 amino acids. NCBI's taxonomy places the organism in Eukaryota, Metazoa, Chordata, Mammalia, Rodentia, Cricetidae.